Messenger RNA from Oncorhynchus masou masou (cherry salmon), 2026 nucleotides. Its product is annotated as C-terminal-binding protein 2-like. Gene Ontology annotation, biological process: regulation of transcription by RNA polymerase II. The record is from RefSeq and is a predicted model, not a curated record. Lineage: Eukaryota; Metazoa; Chordata; Actinopteri; Salmoniformes; Salmonidae. The transcript is spliced from 9 exons. Bases 792 to 2006 code for a protein of 404 amino acids. Gene Ontology annotation, molecular function: oxidoreductase activity, acting on the CH-OH group of donors, NAD or NADP as acceptor; transcription coactivator activity; transcription corepressor activity. Gene Ontology annotation, cellular component: nucleus.
UCCCAUCAUUGGCUGAGGAAGGAGAGGGCCUCCCAUCACUGGCAGAGGAGGAGAGGGCCUCCCAUCACUGGCAGAGGAGGAGAGGGCCUCCCAUCAUUGGCUGAGGAGGAGAGGGCCUCCCAUCACUGGCAGAGGAGGAGAGGGCCUCCCAUCACUGGCAGAGGAGGAGAGGGCCUCCCAUCACUGGCUGAGGAGAAGAGGGCCUCCCAUCACUGGCAGAGGAGGAGAGGGCCACCCAUCACUGGCUGAGGAGGAGAGGGCCUCCCAUCACUGGUAGAGGAGGAGAGGGCCUCCCAUCACUGGCUGAGGAGGAGAGGGCCUCCCAUCAUUGGCUGAGGAGGAGAGGGCCUCCCAUCACUGGCUGAGGAGGAGAGGGCCUCCCAUCACUGGCUGAGGAGGAGAGGGCCACCCAUCACUGGCUGAGGAGGAGAGGGCCUCCCAUCAUUGGUAGAGGAGGAGAGGGCCACCCAUCACUGGUAGAGGAGGAGAGGGCCACCCAUCACUGGUAGAGGAGGAGAGGGCCACCCAUCAUUGGCUGAGGAGGAGAGGGCCACCCAUCACUGGCUGAGGAGGAGAGGGCCACCCAUCACUGGUAGAGGAGGAGAGGGCCACCCAUCAUUGGCUGAGGAGGAGAGGGCCACCCAUCACUGGCUGAGGAGGAGAGGGCCACCCAUCACUGGCUGAGGAGGAGAGGGCCUCCCAUCACUGGUAGAGGAGGAGAGGGCCUCCCAUCACUGGUAGAGGAGGAGAGGAGUCACUGUGUCAACAGACAGACAGCCAGACGCACAGACAUGGCUCUGACAGACAAACACAAAGUGAAGAGACAGAGACUAGACAGGAUCUGUGAAGGUAUCCGGCCCCAGAUCAUGAACGGGCCGAUGCACCCUCGCCCCUUAGUGGCCCUGCUGGACGGGCGUGACUGCACCGUGGAGAUGCCCAUUCUAAAAGACCUGGCCACCGUCGCCUUCUGUGACGCGCAGUCCACACAGGAGAUACACGAGAAGGUGUUGAACGAGGCGGUAGGGGCCAUGAUGUACCACACCAUCACUCUGACCAGAGAGGACCUAGAGAAGUUCAAGGCUCUACGCAUCAUCAUCCGCAUCGGCAGCGGCUACGACAACAUCGACAUCAAGGCAGCCGGAGAGCUGGGCGUAGCAGUGUGUAACAUCCCGUCGGCUUGCGUGGAGGAGACAGCGGACUCCACCAUGUGUCACAUCCUCAACCUGUACCGACGAAACACCUGGUUGUACCAGGCUCUCCGGGAAGGCACGCGGGUCCAGAGCGUGGAGCAGAUCAGGGAGGUGGCGUCUGGAGCGGCACGCAUCCGUGGGGAGACACUGGGCCUUAUAGGCUUCGGGCGUUCGGGUCAGGCGGUGGCUGUGCGAGCCAAGGUGUUUGGCUUCAGCGUGAUCUUCUACGACCCCUACCUGCAGGACGGCUUGGAGCGUUCCCUGGGUGUCCAGCGCGUCUACACCCUACAAGACUUGCUCUACCAGUCAGACUGCGUGUCUCUGCACUGCAACCUGAAUGAACACAACCACCAUCUCAUCAACGACUUCACCAUCAAACAGAUGCGCCAGGGAGCGUUCCUGGUGAAUGCAGCGCGGGGAGGGCUGGUGGAUGAGAAGGCCCUGGCUCAGGCCCUGAAGGAGGGGAGGAUACGUGGCGCUGCCCUGGACGUGCACGAGACAGAGCCCUUCAGUUUUGCUACAGGCCCUCUGAAGGAUGCUCCCAACCUGAUCUGUACACCACACACAGCCUGGUACAGUGAACAGGCUUCUCUGGAGAUGAGAGAGGCAGCUGCCACCGAGAUACGAAGAGGCAUCAGUGGCCGCAUCCCUGACAGCCUAAGAAACUGUGUGAAUAAGGAGUUCUUUGUGACCACAGGACCAUGGGCAGUAAUGGACCAGCAAGGUGUCCACCCAGAGCUCAAUGGCACCACCUACAGCCAAACCAACCAAACUCUGCACGCCCUAACGACCGGGGUUCCUCAAGACAAAAUGUAGUACCUAUUGGCACUCAGGUA